CCACUUUGGCAGCGUCGUGUGCUAGUCUCCGCAAAAACAACGUUCUUCGGUCAUCGAUUCAUCGAGCUGGCGCUUGGGCGGUCUGCUACCAUCGACUCCAAUUUCUGGAAGGGUCUGACUCGACUGAUCACCAUCAAUAUGCUAGCCUAAGUGAAUGCCAUUUUAGGACAUCUGCUGGGCAUCCAGAUCUGCUAUCUGGCCUGAAAAGGUUGAAAACUCCAAGUCUGACUCUCAAACCACAACCCCAAUCACUCUGUUUGCCUCCAAGAUGCCUUCAAAACCAGGAUCGCGCUCUUCCACACAGCAUUCUGCGUCCCAAGGGAGGGGGAAGGGAAAGGUGACGUUGAGCAUCGUAGACCAACCAACUGUAAAACCGACGGGCAACAAAACCAAGCGGGCAGGACUACAGUUCCCUGUGACGCGAAUCCAUAGACGUCUGAAGGUCGCUACUGAAAAACCCCGCGUUUCCUUUGGAUCCGCAGUCUACACUGCAUCCGUCUUGGAAUAUCUGGUUGCUGAGAUGGUAGAGCUCGCAGGGAACGCCUGUAGAGACGUCAGUAAAGUGAGAAUCACUCCUUGUCAUCUCCAGCUAGCAGUUCGCAACGACGACGAGCUAAAUCAUUUACUCAAAGACGUUGUGAUCGUAGAGGGCGGCGUUCUGCCUCACAUUGCACCUGAAUUGCUCAAGAAAACUGGGACUACGAACAAGGUGAAAGUCAAGCAUUCCCAAGAAGUCUGAAGUAUCGACGUGGUUUUCUUUUUCUUGUUAAAUGGCAAUUUGCUUAUCUUGCAAUCGCUUCUCUUCCAAUGC
This is a messenger RNA of Marasmius oreades (fairy-ring Marasmius), 811 nucleotides long. RefSeq lists its product as uncharacterized. Gene Ontology annotation, molecular function: DNA binding; structural constituent of chromatin; protein heterodimerization activity. Gene Ontology annotation, cellular component: nucleosome. NCBI's taxonomy places the organism in Eukaryota, Fungi, Basidiomycota, Agaricomycetes, Agaricales, Marasmiaceae. The record is from RefSeq and is a predicted model, not a curated record. The transcript is spliced from 6 exons. Bases 269 to 739 code for a protein of 156 amino acids.